This is a messenger RNA of Pogoniulus pusillus (Red-fronted tinkerbird), 2564 nucleotides long. RefSeq names its product glucosamine-6-phosphate deaminase 1 (gene GNPDA1). Gene Ontology annotation, cellular component: cytoplasm. Gene Ontology annotation, biological process: D-glucosamine catabolic process; N-acetylneuraminate catabolic process; carbohydrate metabolic process. Lineage: Eukaryota; Metazoa; Chordata; Aves; Piciformes; Lybiidae. Gene Ontology annotation, molecular function: identical protein binding; glucosamine-6-phosphate deaminase activity. The transcript is spliced from 6 exons. The coding region runs from base 213 to 1079 and encodes 288 amino acids. The record is from RefSeq and is a predicted model, not a curated record.
UGCCGCCCUGAGGGGCCGGGCUGGGCUCUCACCGCCCACCGGCGGGGCGGGCGCGGAGGGAGGCCCGGGCGGCGGGGCUGGUGUCUCGGCGGGGUCGCGCCGGGCUCCUGUCCGGCGAGCAGGCGGUCCGGUCGGUCGGACGGACGGACGAGAGGAGCCGGUAAGAUGGCGGCGUAGCGGCUCCCCCCGCUCGCAGCCCGCCCUCGGCCGCCAUGAAGCUGAUCAUCCAGGAGACGUACGCGGAGGCCAGCGAGUGGGCAGCCAAGUACAUCCGCAACCGGAUCGUGCACUUCGGGCCCGGCCCCGGCAGGUUUUUCACGCUGGGGCUGCCCACAGGCAGCACACCGCUGGGCUGCUACGGGAAGCUGGUGGAGUACUGCAGGAACGGGGACCUCUCCUUCAAGUACGUGAAAACCUUCAACAUGGACGAGUACGUGGGUCUGCCAAGGGACCACCCAGAAAGUUACCACUCCUUCAUGUGGAACAACUUCUUCAAGCACAUCGACAUCUCACCAGAGAACGUUCACAUUCUGGAUGGGAAUGCAGCUGAUCUCCAGGCAGAGUGCGAGGCCUUUGAGGACAAAAUCAAAGCAGCUGGAGGAAUUGAACUCUUUGUUGGAGGUAUUGGCCCUGAUGGUCACAUUGCCUUCAACGAGCCUGGAUCAAGUUUGGUAUCCAGGACACGAGUGAAGACCUUGGCUAUGGACACCAUACUGGCUAACGCCAGGUUCUUUGAUGGUGACCUCUCCAAAGUCCCCACGAUGGCUUUGACAGUUGGAGUAGGCACUGUCAUGGAUGCCAGAGAGGUGAUGAUUCUGAUCACAGGAGCCCACAAAGCCUUUGCAUUGUACAAAGCCAUUGAGGAAGGUGUCAACCACAUGUGGACAGUGUCUGCCUUCCAGCAGCACCCCAACACUGUGUUUGUGUGUGAUGAGGAUGCCACACUGGAACUCAAGGUGAAGACAGUGAAGUACUUCAAAGGUUUAAUGCUGGUUCACAACAAACUGGUGGAACCCUUAUACAGCAUGAAGGAGAUGGGAGCAGAAAGCAGCCAGUCCAAGGGCCCAUACAGUGAUUAACCCAGCAUGUUUCGAGGCUUCUGAGCCAGCUUUCUGCAGAAAACCAGCUGGGAAGAAAGGGAAUCACUGCAGAAACUCCUCUGCUCUUUGUUCUUAAAUGAUCAGCAUGAUUCUGUGCUUGUUUCUCUCCACUAAAGAGAUUCAACACCUGUCUUGAUUAACCAAGGGAAAUGGGCUCCAGUAGCUGUGUCCUACAAAGCACCACCAGUGGCUGAUCCUCCUGCAGGUGAAGUUAGCGGAGAGUAAAUUUCAUCUCUGACACAGCUGUAAUGCUGUGGACUGAAGGCCCCAAAACAUAAGAGAUGUGAAAUUACAAUGCCACAGAAGCCAAAUGGGAAUCACGUUGGGAUGUGUUCCUCACAGUUUGGACGAGUCCCUCGUGUGUCACCCCCUCCACAAUACACCCCUCCAUUGUGCCAUUUAAACUGGGAACUGAGCUUGUUCAGCCUGGAGAAGAGAAAGCUCCAGCAUCACCUAAGAGCAGUGUGCAGCACAGCUGCUAGACCAGCAGGAAAAUGAAGCAGGCUCUCCUGGGCACUGUGCAUUGAAAGAUUAGAAGAGACAGUGGAGCUCCAAACUGGAUACAAGCACAAAACCUGCCCCUGAGGACCGUCUGGCUAUGGGGCAGGCUGCAGAGAGGUUGUGCAGGCUCUGUUUGUGUUGAAACAGGGACCCUAAAGAUCAUCUACUCCCAAACCCCCUGCCAUGGGCAGGGACACAUUCCACUAGACCAGGUUGCUCAAGGAAGGCCUCAUGCAGCCUGUCCUUGAACACCUCCAGGGAGGAGGCAUCCAUGUCAAAGCCCCUUGCCAAGCUCUGCUUUGAGCCAGAUGAUUGGACUUGAGACCAUUUAAGCAAAGGGGAGGUGAUGCCAUAGUGUGACAUGGCACCAUUAAUCCAGUUAAUGGUUUCAUUUACACCUGUGUGAUUUCAGUUGGUAUCACACAAGAAGCUGUACUUACUGGGUGGGUUUGGAAGCUCUCCAGAGGAGGCUUUACAACCUCUCUGGGCAGCCUGCUUUAGGACUCCAGCACCCUCACACCAAAGAAAUUUCUCCUCCUGGAUUCCAGUUUGUGUCCAUUGCCUCUUCUCCUGUCACUAGACACCACUGACAAGCCUAGCCCCAUCCUCUUGCCCCCUCCCCACCUUCUUCUCUGAUCAUUGAGCAGAUUCCCUCUCAGGCUGCUCUUCUCCAGGCUAAACAGCUCUAGGACUCUGAGCCUUUCCUCAGAGAUGUUCCAGGCCCCUCAGCAUCUCUGUAGCCUCUACUGCACUCUCACCUAUUGUUCCCUGUCUUGAACUGAGGAGCCCAGAACUGGACCCAGUACUGCAGCUGUGGCCUUACUGGGACAGUUGCCUUCUUAUCAAAUGUUAUCAAGUGAGAGGCAGGACAAACUGGGCAGCACUGAUUUCAGUACACAGAUUUUAUAAACCUUUUAUCUCUUAAUGGAACUUUCUAGAGUAAAUGUCUUAAUUUUUACUAAA